Molecule: messenger RNA, 2394 nt
Organism: Ostertagia ostertagi
Lineage: Eukaryota; Metazoa; Nematoda; Chromadorea; Rhabditida; Trichostrongylidae
Source: the annotation of a GenBank genome assembly
AUGGCUUUUGACUGGAAUGGCCGUAAUCUCUACGUUGGAAACAAGAUCUCGCAAACGAUCGAAGUAGUUCGCACUGUGGGUGCACAGUUUCUUAGCCGUGGCUAUCUGUUCAAACCCCGAUUCAGACUCCGCCUCGACCCAAAGACAGCCGUUGUGACAUCCGUGUCGAUUGCGGUUGAUUCGGACAGAGGAUUGCUUUUCUGGCUAGAUAGAGGUGGUGGUGCUGCUGAUGUGAAAGUGGCUAGAGCCAAUCUGGACGGCACAAACGCCCUUGUCAUUGCCAGCAACGACUUGACAGAAUUGGACCACAUCACCUUGGACACGAACAAACCAGAGGGUUUAUUUCACCGGGCUCAAGACCGUCUAAUGGUGCCAUUACAGAUAUCAUCUGUGACUUACGACGGACAAGAUCGCCACUACAUCCUCAACGACGCGGGAAAACAACCUAAUGGAAUUGCAUUUUUCAGCGAUCGUUUAUUCUACGCUGAUUCGGCAUUCGAUUCGAUUGACGUGGCGACGAUCGUUGGUGAUGGUCAACCGCCACAGUUCAGUCAUUUCAAGAAGGAGGUCGAGAAUCUUGUUAACAUCAAAGUCCUACAGCCGCGAGCUUCCUCAAUCAGCCAUCCAUGUAGAACGGAUAAUGGAAACUGCAAGCACAUCUGCGUCCCUCAACAAUUCAGUCAACACACUUGCAUGUGCGCAACAGGAUACGCCAAGGACGGCCAGACAAGUUGCAAGCUAUUCGAUGAGUCAUUUGUCAUGGUGGCAACGAAGAGCAAAGUCGUCGGAUAUCCUUUGGACGACUCCCGUCAAAAAGGCAUUGCAAUGGAUCCGAUUGGAGGCUUAUCGAUUACGUCGAUCGAUUUCGAAUUCGAAAGCAAAACCAUCUUCGUUGCUGAAGCUUCCGGCAUCAACAAGGGUAUUACUGCAAAAAUUUUGUUCACAACAAAGACCGAAACGCCCAGCUCGAUAGCGUUGACCCAAUCGGACGUUCUGUACUGGGCUGAUCAAGGCCAAAAGCCUAGCAUCCAGCGCGCAUUCCUUGAUGGAACUCGUCGGGAGGUGGUCGUCGGAGCAGAACAUGUCUCUGAACCAACCGAUGUCAUCGUGGAUCCUGCUAGUCGUAUGGUCUACUGGGCGGACGCCAAGAAUGGAGCGGGCAUCUCGCAGAAUUCGCCCAAGUGGUGGUGCUCCCGAACUCGUCAGAUCCGAUAUCGCAUCCGCUGCUGGCAUUUCACUAAUUGUAAACCCAACCAGACCUCAUUGCUCCCUUUCACCAACCACAGUGGCCGUGCAUCACUGAAGGAUCUGGGAGAUGUCGUUGUGUUCUCGUCAGAGAAUCAACCAAAAGGCUCUUCUCCUUGUCAGAUUACUGACAACCUCCGUAAAAGCCCAUGUCCACAGCUGUGCUUCUCGUCACCAGGCACGCAGAGCCCUAGCUGCGCCUGCGCAAGAGGUAUCCUGAAAGGACGUACUUGUGAAGAACCAGACACGUAUUUGAUGUUCACCGACGGCGAUAAGAUCGUCGACGCAUCCAUUGAGCCCGACAUUAAGGCCAGCCGCCCUCUGAAGGAACCAUUCCCAGCAAUCGAUAAUCUGCAAGUAUUCGAUGUCGACGUGAAUCUCAGACGUGUCUACUUCGUUACCGAGUCGCCGUCAGGUGUUAACAUUAGCUGGUUCAGCAUGAACAAUGCCGACAAUCCCAGGCUGAUUCUUGGAACAAAUAAACAGAAGCACGCCGCCGAUAUUCGCCAUGUAUCUGAUAUGAAACUUGACUGGCUCACCCAGAAGGUCUACUUCACUACAGGACGCGCUGGAAAAGUCAUGUCUAUCGAUGCGCAAGGCGAGCACCUUAGCACGAUCGCCUCUGGAGAUUGGACCUAUGCGUUGGCGUUGGAUCCUUGCAGCGGUUUGAUUUUCUGGAGUGACAGUGGCUACAAGGCAUCUGGAGGGCUCUAUGAACCUCGAAUUGAGCGUUCUAACAUGGCUGGAGGAAACCGGAAAGUCAUUGUAAGGGAGAGUGUCUCAUUGCCGGCUGCUAUCGCGGUGGACUUCAGGAACCUAAGAAUCUACUGGGCUGAUGUGAAUCGCCUCAAUAUUGAGAGCAGCGACUACGACGGAAAUAACAGAAAGGUGAUUGGAGCAGGAUAUCGCGCCAAAUCACUUGACAUCUGGGAUGAAUGGCUGUAUUUGAGCGAUCCGCUGAGCAAUGGUGUAUUCCGAUUGAACAAGGAUUCUGGUGGCGUUAUCGAACCGGUCGUCAGCGAUCGUCGAGUCCCAGGAACCUUGCGAGUCUUUGCGUCCGAGAAUGAUGUUCGAACUAGGAAUCAAAUCUGCAACGCUAUCACCGCUUCUCUUUGUAAGACUGAUAAUGGAGGCUGUGACCAGGUAUGA